CUCAGAAAAAUAUCAAAUUACUUCAACCAAAUGUCGAAAAUGAACAGGAUGAAGAGACUUCAACAACUUCAGCUGCUUUAGGACAAACUUUUAACCAAAAUAGACAAAAUAACGAAGAAACUCAAAAAACUACCAAUAAUUUUACCUAUUUUAAUGCUUUAUUGUCUCGAAAGCAUAGAUAUACAAAUUGUCAAAUAUUGCCUGUUGAACUUCCAACUAUAGAACAUAAUGAUAAAGCAAUAGAGAACUCUGAAUUUGAUAUUGAGGAUGAUGAUAAUGCAUCAAAUGGAACUGAACAGGCUGAUU
Molecule: messenger RNA, 306 nt
Organism: Funneliformis caledonium
Lineage: Eukaryota; Fungi; Glomeromycota; Glomeromycetes; Glomerales; Glomeraceae
Source: the annotation of a GenBank genome assembly